Trichobilharzia regenti is the source of this 818-nucleotide messenger RNA. NCBI's taxonomy places the organism in Eukaryota, Metazoa, Platyhelminthes, Trematoda, Strigeidida, Schistosomatidae. The record is from the annotation of a GenBank genome assembly.
AAGCCUGAGUCAACAACCAAUCACAGCAAAGUUAACGUGGCAAAAUGUGAUUCGCAGAGAGAACUCUAUUUGUCAAGGAAUCCCGAAACAACCAAUCAGAAGCCUGCGUUUGUCUACCUAAACAACCAAUCAGAUGACUGCGCUUGUCUAUAAUAAUGUAGUUGAAAGAUGUAUAAAUACGUGUUGAUUUUCAUAAUAAAACGAUCUGUUGCCUGGCCCUUGUCUUCUGUUGUUACAUUUGGUGUCGCUGCCUACCGACAAAUGAAAAGCCUAUACCCUGCAGUUUUUGAUGGAGACAUAUGGAUCUUCGGGCAGGACUUCAAGGCUUCUGCGCAGUUGAGUGGCGUUCAAGAUCUGUCAGCGAUGGAGCUGCUACUUGGGACGCUGCUGGGAGGUCGGGUGAAAGCAGCAUAUGAAAGUGUGAGCCGAAGUAUGGACGAAUGUUCGACAGGGUCAGGCAAACAGUUUCCAAAGUGGGAAGGACCAUAUAUGGUCACUUCGAGAUGGGGUUACGCAGACACAGUCGCAAUGGCGAACAAUGAGAGGCGCGUGAACGUCAGCGAGCUCCAGAAAUGGAUACAGCGAGACAAGCCAACGAUGACGCCUGCACCAAGUAGAUCAAGCCGACUUCAGUCGCACGUAUUUGACGGGGGGACGAGUGUGGUGAGAGCAGGCUGCUAGCCGAUUGGUUGGCACUAAUCUACGUUAAGGUCUAGGUCACUAAUAUGGGCCGUGAGAAAAUAUGAACAAGCCUGAGUCAACAACCAAUCACAGCAAAGUUAACGUGGCAAAAUGUGAUUCGCAGAGAGAACUCUAUU